AUGUUCAGGAAUGUGGCAGCCAUCCUUGCACACCUGGCAGGGCUCCUCCAGGGAAAGAAGGCUGGAGCCUCCUCGCUCACCCGGCGCUUGCACCAGACUGUCACCAUGGCCAAGCAGCUGCAGGCCCGAAGGUUGAACGGGAUAGAAAAGAACCCCUGGGUGGAAUUUAACAAACUGACCUAUGAAUAUGAAACCGUGAACCUGGGCCAGGGCUUCCCCGACUUCGCACCCCCAGACUUCGCUUUAGAAGCCUUUCAGCGUGCCGCCAGUGAGGACAUCAUGCUAUUCCAGUACACCAAGGCUUUUGGUUACCCACCGCUGAAGAAUAUCCUGGCAGGUUUCUUUGGGAAACUGCUGGGGCAGGAGAUAGACCCACUUAAGAAUGUGCUGGUGACUGUGGGUGCUUACGGGGCUCUGUUCACAGCCUUCCAGGCCCUGGUAGACAAAGGAGAUGAGGUCAUCAUCAUUGAACCCUAUUUUGACUGCUACGAACCCAUGACAUUGAUGGCAGGGGGUCACCCUGUGUUUGUGUCCCUGAAGCUGAAGUCUUCCCAGGACCAAGAACUAGAUUCCAGCAGCAGCUGGCAGCUGGACCCCACGGAGCUGGCCAGCAAGUUCACAUCUCGAACCAAAGCCUUGAUCCUUAACACACCCAACAACCCUCUGGGAAAGGUCUUCUCCAAGGCGGAACUGGAGCUGGUGGCCAACCUGUGCCAGCAGCAUGACGUACUGUGCAUCAGUGACGAGGUCUACCAGUGGCUGGUCUUUGAUGGGAAGCAGCACAUCAGCAUUGCCAGCCUCCCAGGCAUGUGGGAACGCACCCUGACCAUUGGCAGCGCUGGCAAGACCUUUAGUGUCACUGGCUGGAAGGUGGGCUGGGUCCUGGGCCCAGAUCAUCUCAUGAAGCACCUGAAGACUGUUCAUCAGAACUCUAUCUUUCACUGCCCCACACAGCCCCAGGCUGCAGUAGCCUGGAGCUUCGAGCGGGAGCAGCAGCACUUUGGCAAGCCCAGCAGCUACUUUGUGCAGCUCCCACAGACCACACAGCACAAACGGGACCACAUGAUAAAAAGCCUGCAGUCAGUGGGCCUGAGGCCCAUCAUCUCCCAAGGCAGCUACUUCCUCAUCGCAGACAUCUCAGACUUCAAAAACAAGAUGCCCAACUUGCCUGGUGAUGCGGAUGAGGCCUAUGACAGACGCUUCGUCAAAUGGAUGAUCAAAAACAAGGGCUUGGCGGCCAUCCCAUGCUCCGUCUUCUGCAGUGAGCCACAUCAGAAGCACUUUGACCACUACAUCCGUUUCUGCUUUAUAAAGGAUGAUGCCACACUCCAGGCCAUGGAUGAGAAGCUGCAGAAAUGGAAGGCUGAGCUCACGCCCUGA
Molecule: messenger RNA, 1380 nt
Organism: Orycteropus afer afer
Lineage: Eukaryota; Metazoa; Chordata; Mammalia; Tubulidentata; Orycteropodidae
Gene: KYAT1
Product: kynurenine aminotransferase 1
Exons: 13
Coding region: 1-1380 (459 amino acids)
Biological process (GO): biosynthetic process
Cellular component (GO): cytoplasm; mitochondrion
Molecular function (GO): pyridoxal phosphate binding; L-kynurenine:2-oxoglutarate transaminase activity
Source: RefSeq, a predicted model, not a curated record